Molecule: messenger RNA, 785 nt
Organism: Ectocarpus sp. CCAP 1310/34
Lineage: Eukaryota; Phaeophyceae; Ectocarpales; Ectocarpaceae
Source: the annotation of a GenBank genome assembly
AUGGAAGUGGUCAAGAAGAUGUCCUUGCCGGAGAGUGCCAAGGACUUGGACGCUAGGUCCAUGCCGCGAGUGUUGUCGGACAACUUGUUCGUCGAGAGCACCUCCGGCCUCACUGAACAAGAAGUGCGGAGCGCAGUGAGCACGUCGCUUAGUGUAGAGGACGAUGAAGAGGUCUUUAGGGAAGAGGUAGAACUCGAGAUGGAAGAGGUAACACGGAGAACAUGUCAAGAGUACACGUCGAAGACGACGUGUCCAGUGAAGAGGAAGACCAGGACGGUAGGCAAGAGUCGUGCAUGACAUCUACGAUUUCAGAGGCCGAGGUUCGCUCUCGUCUCGAGGAUGUCCGCUCCUAUUUGUACGCGAACGGAAGAGACGGCGAGUACAGCGAAACGGUGUACCUUCUUUCGAAGACUGUGCAUUCGUUCACUCAUGAAACUCAAGUCAAGCGAAGAACGAAGGAGGGGGGUGAGGUGCAGGCGACUCUUCGGGAUGUGUGGGCGACGUAGUUUUUGGUGUUUGAGGACAACACACUUGGCAGCCCACAUUCAUUGUUUGGGAUUUUUUUGCCUUUCUCGUGGAGUUAAAUUUUGGCAUUUUUUGUUUUGUGUUUUUGCCUCGUGUUGACCUUUGGGGAAGAGCGGUGUUCUCUUUUCGGUGGGUUUGCCCGAUUUUUUGUAUGUUGUGGUCUGCGCUACCGACCGUUUCCUAGUGUCCCUCAGAUCCCUCUAAGGGGUCGACUGGGUUUGUUUGGUCCCUAUGUGGCAGGUAACUUGCGUGUAUCGUAU